Molecule: messenger RNA, 2257 nt
Organism: Carassius carassius (crucian carp)
Lineage: Eukaryota; Metazoa; Chordata; Actinopteri; Cypriniformes; Cyprinidae
Product: lysophospholipid acyltransferase 5-like
Exons: 13
Coding region: 313-1710 (465 amino acids)
Biological process (GO): lipid modification; phosphatidylcholine biosynthetic process
Cellular component (GO): membrane
Molecular function (GO): lysophospholipid acyltransferase activity; 1-acylglycerophosphocholine O-acyltransferase activity
Source: RefSeq, a predicted model, not a curated record
UUUUUUUUCGUUCUUUCUUGUUAUUAUAUUUUAUCCAAACCCUGACUUACGGACUAAUGAUGUUUUCGUUAUUCUGAAUAGACCACUUCACCGGGUCAUUUUAGUGGUUUGAACUGAAAUGCCAACAAAUAUUGCACAAGACAAGGCGUUUGCAAAAGCUAAAAGUAAAGGUCGAGAGUGCGGCCGACUGUGAAUGGUGUGAGAGGUGGCGAGAGGAGGAGUAGCAGCACGGAGUUAAGGAGUGCGUGGAGAUCUCACGAGCGCCACACACUCACGGAAACACAACCGCAACUACUUCCGCCCACACUAAAGAUGGCGGCCUUCUUCAUGGAGAAUUUAGCCGAAUCUUUAGGUUCCUCCGAACCGGCGGUUCGAUUGAUUUUGUCGAUCUUAUUAGGUUAUCCCUUUGCUCUGGUGUACCGGAGGUUUUUAUUUCAUCAGUCUGCAACAGUUGUUCAUCUCUUCCACACAUUCUCUGGGUUGGCACUGGCCAUGUUUAAUUUUGGGUCUCAGGUCUGUCACUCCCUCUUAUGCGUAGUCAUUCAGUUCUUGUUGCUGAGGCUGAUGGGAAGGACAGUCACAUGCGUUUUGAGUAGCUUUAUCUUUCAGAUGAUAUAUCUGUUGAUGGGUUAUUACUACACAGCUACAGAGGAGUAUGAUAUCAAAUGGACCAUGCCUCAUUGUGUCCUAACGCUCAAACUCAUCGGUUUAGCACUCGAUUACUACGACGGUGGAAAAGAAGAAUCCCAGAUGAGUGCAGAACAGAAGAAGUCUGCCCUCAGCUCUACGCCAUCUAUUUUGGAGGUCUUUGGUUUCUCAUAUUUCUAUGGAGGCUUCCUGGUAGGGCCUCAGUUCACACUGCUAAGUUACCAGAAGCUGGUGUCUCGAGAGAUGUCCGAUGUCCCUGGACAACCACCCAGUAGUGUGGUUCCUGCACUGAAGCGAUUUGGUUUAGGUCUGAUCACCCUAUCAAUCUUUACGAUAGGUGGGGUGCACUACACGGAUAACUACUUCUUAACAGAUGAGUUUGAGGCACAUCCAUUCUGGUAUAAGUGUGUGUACAUCUUAGUGUGGGUGAAAAUAAACCUGUAUAAGUACAUCAGCUGCUGGCUAAUCACGGAAGGUGUGUGUGUACUCUCUGGGCUGGGCUACAAUGGGAAGAACGAAAAAGGAGAGCACCAAUGGGAUGCCUGCGCAAAUGUGAGGGUGUGGCUAUUUGAGACCACACCCCUCUUCACAGGCACCAUCAAUUCCUUCAACAUCAACACAAAUGCUUGGGUGGCCAGGCAUGUGUUUAAGAGGUUGAAGUUUUUGGGUAACAAGUUGUUAUCUCAAAUGUUCACAUUGUUUUUCCUGGCGAUCUGGCACGGCUUGCACUCAGGGUACCUCAUCUGCUUCUCCAUGGAGUUCAUCAUUGUCAAUGUGGAGAAGCAGGCUCAGUCACUGGUCCGGGACAGUCCUUUGCUGGCAUCUAUCGCUCAGAGUCAACUGUAUCCAAUUGUUUAUGUAGUACAGCAGUUAAUUCACUGGCUGUUUAUGGGAUACCCUCUGGUCCCAUUCUGCCUCUUCACUUACGACAAGUGGCUCAAGGUUUACUCCUCUAUAUAUUUCUGUGGACACAUAUUUUUCUUCAUUGCCUUUCUUGUUCUGCCAUACCUCCGCAAGGUGUUUGUGCCUCGAAAAAGAGGCAAUGAGAAGAAGGAGGAUUAAUUAAAAUGGUUUGUUUGCAGCUGUCUAAGUUUGACUGAAGUGAACUGUGACUUUUAAAGAGCACCUGAAGAGGACAAAUUUUAAGGCCUUUAGUAAUAUAUUACUAUUUACAUACAGCACUGAUGGAUGUGUACAAAUGUUAAUCCGAUGGAAGGAUUUUCUCAUUCUUUGGGAGUUGUGGUGGACUAUAAUGAAGGUUGAAAGCUACAGAAACACAAGCUUUUCUAUGGUUCAUUGUUUGUUAAAUAAGAUUUACUGAUGUUUGGUGGCUCGAAAUAGUUAUACUGUAUCUCAUACCAUUGCACUCAUUACUCAGUAAUGAUCUCAUUUCCUGUUUCCGGUCUCGUCAGAGAACUGGCAUUUGGCUGAUGGAAACAAAUGAGAUGUAUUGUUUUCCUUUGCUAGGAAUAUCUCAACCUCACUUACCCUUAAAAAGACAAUGAAAUGUGAAACAAACAAAAGAGUGAAUGGUGAUACAGCAUCGCCUGGCAUUGUAAAAUGAAUGUUUUUCAUUUUUAUAAAUGUUUUUUUUUUUUUUUUUUUUUUU